Eruca vesicaria subsp. sativa (arugula) is the source of this 626-nucleotide messenger RNA. NCBI's taxonomy places the organism in Eukaryota, Viridiplantae, Streptophyta, Magnoliopsida, Brassicales, Brassicaceae. The record is from the annotation of a GenBank genome assembly.
UCACUUCGUUUUCGUAUGACCAAAGAGCCACUUUCAUUUUCAAGACUAAUACUAAAUCGAAUAAAAAAAACUAGGGUUUCAGACAGAUCGUGAUGAAGAAGAGACAGAUGGUAAUAAAACAAAGACCAAGAAACUCUAACACGUCGUCUUCUUGGACUACUACUACUUCAUCAGCGACCAGUAACGUCCGUUACGUGGAGUGUCAGAAGAAUCACGCUGCUAACAUCGGAGGCUACGCCGUUGACGGUUGCCGUGAGUUUAUGGCCUCCGGUAAUGAAGGAACCGUCGAGGCUUUGAGAUGCGCUGCUUGUGGUUGUCAUCGGAAUUUUCACCGGAAGGAAGUUGAUACGGAGGUUGUUUGUGAGUACUCUCCACCUAACGCUUGAUUUGUUUUUCUGUAAUUUGGAUUGAUUUUUUAAAGGUGAAGGGAUAUAUUUGUAUAUGAUUAUUGAUGUUUAUAUCAAGAACUCACAUACUGCCCAUCUAUAUGUAUUUUUAAAAUGUUGUAUAUAUUGUUCUGUUUGUGGUGUAAACAAUAGUUUAUUUUAUAAAUUUAGCUUUUGGAUCUUGAUAUAGUUCUUAUAUAUGUAAAUGAGUGAGGUCAUUUGCGAUAUAUACCAUGCUGA